AUGUCAGACCCGCCGUUUUUGAACAACCAGUCUUAUUUAGAUGCCCCAUCAGACUUUUCUGGAUUGCGUCCACUUGGCUUCGAGACAGACUUUUCUGAAUCGCGUCCACUUGACUUCGAGUCGCAGAAACUGGCAGACACUCUAGAUGCUGAAGAAGAAGAUCGGUUAAACAAUGAAGGAUCACAAGGAGAUCCAUCAAGUGUUCGGAUUAGAAGGUUGAUUGAUGUUGAAGAUGAUGAUGAUGAUGAUGAUGUGGAAAUCAUGCCUGGGCCGAGACAGAAUAAUCAUGUUGGUGUUAGAGAUCGUGGCAAAGGAAUAGCAUCUCAAAGUCAGAGUAAGAGAAGUAUGUUUGGGGCUGCUGUUGGAAAAGGAAAAGCAUCACAGGUUAAGAGUAGGAAAAAUCUGUUUCUAUCUGCACGUGGUAAUGGCAUUGGCAAUGGAAGAGCAUCUCAGAAUAAGAGUAAGAAAAAAGUGGUUGAGGUUGAAGAUGAUCAAGCUGGAAAAAGAGUUUCUCCUGAACCGAGAAAGAGAAAAGUGUAUGAGGCUGAGUCAAGCUAUGUGAAUAAGAAAAACAAAGAGGCUCUUGAGAGCGAAGAUGAAUUAAAUGAAGAGGGCGAAGAAGCAGUUCCAAAUCAGAAACAGAGAAAGCCGAAAAGACAGUCCUCACCAGCUUGGGAAGAUUUCGUGCUUAUUACUAAGCCUGACGGGACAGAAAAGGCUCAAUGUACACACUGCAAGAAUGAAUAUGCGUAUGAGUCCCACAAGACGGGUACUAAUACUCUAUUACGCCAUCAGAGAGUCUGCAAUUUGAAACCUAGGAAUGGUGAUGUAAAACAAAUGUUGGUGAAUGCAGAGGCAAAACUACAAGCACGAAAGAUUGAUCAAUCUGUUUUUCGUGUGAUGGUAGCUAAGUCUAUAAUUCAGCACGAUCUGCCUUUUUCUUACGUGGAGUACGAAAGGGUAAGAUCGGUUUGGAAGUACCUGAAUGCAGAUGUGAUUUUCUUCAGUCGUAACACAGCCGCAGACGAUGUUUACAAGUUCUAUUUAAGUGAGAGUGACAACUUGAAGCGAGAACUAGCUAGUCUUCCAGGCCGGAUUAGCUUCACCUCUGAUUUGUGGUCGGCAAUCACACAUGAGGGGUACAUGUGCUUGACAGCACACUAUGUAGACCGAAACUGGAAGUUGCAGAGCAAGAUUCUCUCAUUUUUUGCUUUUAAGUCUCCACAUACAGGUAUGGCAUGUGCAAUGAAGCUUCUUGAGAAAUGGAGUGAAUGGGGAGUCCAGGAAAAGGUGUUCUCGAUCGCACUAGACAAUGCUAGUAGUAAUGACUCAAUGCAAGACAUUCUGAAAUCACAGCUUCUUUUGCGUAACGACUUGUUGUGCGGUGGAGAGUUCUUCCAUGUUAGGUGUUCAGCUCACAUCUUGAAUUUGAUUGUUCAAGAUGGCCUCAAAGUCAUUGGCGACUCAUUGCGUAAAAUCAGGGAUAGUAUCAAAUAUGUGACAUCUUCCGAGUCUCGUGAGACGGCGUUUAGAAAAUGCGUUGAGUCUGUUAGAUGUGAAUCUAAGCUUGCUUUGGGAUUGGAUGUUCAAACACGAUGGAAUUCUACAUACAAGAUGCUUGCUAGAGCUGUCGAUUAUCGUGAAGCUUUUUGUUAUCUUCAGAAAAUGGAUGGGAGAUAUUUCAAGGUCAAUCCUUCAGAAGAUGAAUGGGACCGACUAAGUCGCUUGUCUGAAUUUUUACAGCCAUUUGAUGAGAUCACGCAGCUUAUGUCAGGUUCAACAUAUCCAACUUCGAAUUUAUAUUUCAUGCAGCUUGAUGAAGUAUCUUUCCAAGGAAAGAUGAAGCGCUUGCGUGAUAAAAUGCGUACUCUUUUUGAGUCCUAUGAUCCAAAAACGGUCUUGCCAUCAACACAGCCUCAGGGAAGUGAAAACCAAAACAGAGAUAAUGGAAUGCUUAAAGGGAACUUCGCCAAUUAUGAUGAUUUUUUCAUGUUUCGCAAGAGUAAUGUUGUUGUUAGUGGAAAAUCUAAGUUGGAACUGUAUCUUGAUGAACCACCAUUGGACAUGACAAGUAAUUUGAGUAUGGACAUACUACAUUUCUGGAAAGACAACUCUGAAAAAUAUGGUCAAUUAGCUUCAAUGGCAGCUGAUCUACUCAGCAUUCCUAUUACAACAGUGGCUUCAGAAUCAUCUUUCAGCAUUGGAUCUCGAGUUUUGAACAAGUACAGAAGUAGACUUCUUCCGAAAAAUGUGCAAGCUCUGAUCUGCAGUCGUAAUUGGUUAAGAGGUUUUGAAUCUCAUGAAAAUGAGGAGGAUGAAGUUUAUAACAGUGAUGAAGAUAUCACUCCGAAAGAAGCAGUUGAUGAUGAUAAAGAUGAGUGA
Messenger RNA from Microthlaspi erraticum, 2382 nucleotides. NCBI's taxonomy places the organism in Eukaryota, Viridiplantae, Streptophyta, Magnoliopsida, Brassicales, Brassicaceae. The record is from the annotation of a GenBank genome assembly.